Nannospalax galili (Upper Galilee mountains blind mole rat) is the source of this 723-nucleotide messenger RNA. RefSeq lists its product as uncharacterized. The record is from RefSeq and is a predicted model, not a curated record. The transcript is spliced from 5 exons. Bases 1 to 639 code for a protein of 212 amino acids. Lineage: Eukaryota; Metazoa; Chordata; Mammalia; Rodentia; Spalacidae.
AUGUGGGGCCAGAUGUGGGAAAUGAAGAGCCUCCAUUUCCUGGAUCUAAUUCAAAAGCAACACAACAGGACCAGCAUCCCUGCAAUUAUAACUGUGCUUGGCUACCAUACGUCAGCUCCUGAUCUGAGAACGCACAUUCAGAAGAUGAGGAGAAUCAGGUUAGCCGACUCUACUGGGUUCCUUAGUUUCCCCACAGCAGCUGCGAAUCGAAGGAGAUCAGGCUCUGGCUCUUACCCUAGCUGCACGACUGGGUCUUCCAGCACAUUAUCUGUGGUUGAUUUGCUCACCAGCUAUGUGUGGGCAAGUACAGCGGAACAUGAUGGAAGCUGGAGAUUCAAUAGAUUCAAGUUGAGCCAGGACUGCGAGGGUGUUUCCACUCACUCUCCACCUUCUCUCCCGUGGAAAUACCAGGCACUUCCACCCCUCCACUCAACUCAAACCUUGUACCUUGCCAUGAAAACCAUGAGAAAGGCAAGCAUGCAACAUCUCACUUACAGCCGACAUAAAAGGGAAGUGACUCUGAAAUAUAGACCCUCUUGGCCGCUGGGGAAGAUUUAUGUGGUGAGGAUCACUCUCCUUGGAGUGGUACUGCAGGAAAUUGCUACAAAAAAGAUGGAAGUAAAGGAGCCCAUCCCAUAAAAUCAAGGAGACCCAGCAUGGUGGAGGAGCCAGCUGUUACUUCCCAGCGCCCUUCAGCAAUUUGUUGAGAAGGCCCUAGCCAUG